CCUGGCCCCUCCUUCAAACCCCGCCCCCGCCCCCUGAGGGCGGAGCCGGGAAACCGGCAACACCUCCCCGCCAGGCUCUCUGGCACGGCGCGGCGCCGCUACUGCCACCGCCACUGCGGGAGUGGGGGUUCUGGGGACCCGCCCCCUAUACGGACAGCCCACCUCCCUCCUCCCCUUCCCUCCGCGAGCCUCCUUCGGGUGUCGCCGCUGGGUCUCCUCACCGCGGGGAACCCCGCCCCCAGCCCUGGAGCCCUCAGGGUCGCUCCGCGCCGCCGCAGGUACCCGGGCCACCAAUGGAAACUUCACACACCCGCUACCCCUCUUACCCCUUCUACCCCUCCCCGGGCUUCUGCCCUCUCCAGCUCCCCUCCCUCCUCCACUACCCCCACCCUCCUCGGGAUGGAACGGUCCGUUUUGCUGCAGUGGUCUCAGCUUCUUCCCCCCAUGCUCUUGGUAUCUACCUAUGAUGAGGCGGGGGGGGGGGGGGGGGGGGGAGGAGAAGGGGAGGUAAAGGGGAAGGAAAGGAGGAAUACGGUGAGAGUGAAAGUGAGGGAGUGGGAGGGACUAUGUUUGGGUGAGUGGGGUUUUUUUUUUUUGUUGUUGUUGGCUUUUUUUUUUUUUUUGGAGGGGAGAGCUGAGGUGGAGAGAAAGCGGAUGAAGGGCCGAGGUACCGGGCAGGGCUGACAAGGUCUGGCCGCGUCUCUCAGCUCUGGCUCUUCAGUUCGGCCGGUCCUUCCGCAACCCCUCCUCCUUGGCCAGGCAGGAGCUGGCGUUGCCUUAGGAGGGGAGAGCGAGCCCGAACCCCUUUUUUAUCACUACUCCCCCUUUUUCUUCCCUGUCGCCCGCGGGUGGUACGGUCCGGUAGGUUUAAGCUCCCCUGGUAUCAGCCUAAACCAUUUGCGGGGGGGGGGGGCAGGAGGUUGCGGUGAGGGGGUAAUAGGGACGCCUUCGAAAGGGGAAGAGGUAAUCUAAAAGGAGAGUUUGGGAGGGUUAAUGCUGUCGAGAAUUGGGUGGGGGGGCGAGGCUACUGCAUUUUCUACCAUUUCUUUGGAAGGGGACUCCAAACUCUUUCCACUGUCCCCAUCCACCCCAAAUUUCCAUCCCCAUUCCCCUUAUGUGUCCUCCCUAGAAAUUGACCAUGCAGAGAUCUCUGAACUGAACCUUGCCCCUCAUCCCACUGCCCUUUUUACCCAGCCUGUGGCCUUCCAAUUCAGCCCCCGUCCCCAAGCCUAGUUCCAGGGGGACCAAACUCCCCCAGUGGCAAGGCCUCUUGGGAUCUGGGAGUUUGAAAGAAGGCCCAAGCUGUCGCCUCGAUAACAAAUCUAAAUCUGGUCAGGCCACGCCUGCUCCCCUGCAUCUUCGGGGUUUGAGGCCAAGCGCAGUUGGCAGGCACCGAUGCCGCUGUAUCUGAGGAGCUGGAGAAGCUGGGGUGGGCAAGGAGAGGAGGAGGCAAGCUACCCUGUGUGUGACCUGCCCGUUUCUCACCCAUAGGCAUUAUGUCUUGUCUGCUUUGCUGAAUUCAGGGACCCUGUCAUUGGAGGAGCUGCCACUCUUCCUGCCUCUCUCCAGCCCUUAGAACCAGUUGCCUGUCAUCCUUGCUGGGUAGGGGAAAAGGGAAGAAUAAUUGGGAUUAUUUAAAUGAACCAGGUCUCAGAUAUUAAGAGCCACAGUAACUCAACAAAGUGCCUACUAUGUGCUAGGUACUAUGCCUACUCUCAAGGAGUUCACCAAUCUAAGGGGCAGGAGGCACCCAAACAUUUGUAUACAAAUAGAAUAUAUUCAAGAUAAAUUGGAGCUGUGUCAGAGGGAAGACCUAAGGUUAAGGAAGACUGAGAGAGGUUUCUUUCUUGGAGAAGAUGGGAUUUUAGCUGAGACUUGAAGGAAACAGAAAAACUAAUGCUGGAAAUAGGAGAGGUAGAAUGGAGGAUAGACCAAGAAAAUGUUUGGGGUCGAGGUAAGGAGAGGUGAAAUUGUCUUAUUUGAGAAAUAGCAAGGAUGCCACUGUUACUGCGUCAGAGGUUUGGAGUGAAGAGUAAGGUGUGAGAAGACAAAAAAGGUAGGAAGAGAGCAGGUUAUAAAGGGCUUUAAAAGCCAAAGAGAAGAUCUCUGUUUGAUCUUGAGAGUAAGGGAACUUCUGGAGUUGAAUGAAGUGGGGGCGGGCAGUUUUCUUAGUCCAUAGUUAAUCAAUUUCUUGGCCCCAUAUGCCUUAUGUUCAGAAAAGAAAAAGGAUGAAAAGAAGGAUAAUAGCUGAAAUUUUUAUAUCUUUAAAAUUUAUAUGCACAAAAUGAGAGCUGCAUCUCAAAUCUGUUUUUCUGCUCAUUGUAAAAUUUCCUCUAGAACAGUAAUGUUUAAAAUAUAGGCACAGAAAUGACUGAAAGUGGUACCUUACAUGCUAAAGGUUAGGCUUGCUGUUGGAAUACAACUGAAACAUACCCUGGAAAUAUCAGAAAGAAUUCCCCUAGAGAACUGGAGAGAACCAAUGUGAUGGGGAGAUACCAAGCUCUAUAAAGGGAAACAAUAGAACUUGUCCAAUUUAUAGUUGAUUCCAAAAUAAGCCUUCUGCUGUGAUGGAAGGGAAAGGAUGAAGAAGCCUAUUUAUAAUAAGGAUAGGCUAGAUCUAGGAUGAGAAGAAACUUCAAGAUCAUGCAGAGCAACCCCCUUUUUUUCUAGAGAAAACUGAGGCUCAGGGAGGUUGUGAUUUGCCCAGGGUCAUACAAAUAAUAAGUAGCAGAGCUCAGGAUUUUGACUCCAAAUUCAGUUUAUCUCUCCAGUAGCAAAAGUUUAGUUUUACUGGAUUGUAGAGAAAUAGUGAGAGUAGAGUAAACUAAGCCUGAGACUAAGGCAUAGGUGGAAAUGACUAAAAAUGAUGAGGUUAUUAUUACAUCAGGGAACUCUAAGGCAUUAUUAACCAUGGAAAUUUUAUAUAUGAUGAUUUUUUUGGUUGUUAAAAGAGCUGGAGAAUCAACAGUAUUCUAACAUAGAAAAAAAUGGAGUAUCAUAAGAAGUGGGAAGGCGUUUGAAAGUUAAAAGGCAGUAAAUUUAGUUAAAACUCAUUUUGAGACUUUAUGUAUAUCAAAGAGCACAAGUUCUUUACUUACUCUUGCUGACAUUUUAAGAAAAAUCUUAAAAUAGCUACAAGAAGUACAAUCAUCUAAAUUAUUUAGGGGCUACUUAUCCAUAGCAAGGCGCUUCUCCUUCCUGCUGUCUUUACUUGGACUGGCUCAUUGGCUUAGUUAGACAUGCUCCAGAUGGUAGCAAUGUAAAAAGGAAGGAGGUGAAAUCAAGCCAGUUCACAAGGGAAAGAUAUGUGGUGCAUUGUGUUCAUUAUUAGCAAAUCCCAUUAGAUUGGGGGGGGGGGAGUGGGUCUUAUCCUUUUUGUUGUAUUUUUUUGUUGUUGUUCCUGGGCCUCUUUGGCAAUCUAGUGAAGUCUAUGUACUCCUCAGAAUAAUGUUUUUAAAUGGUUAAAAAAUGAAUAAGAUGGAGAACAGUAGACAGAGCACCAGCCCUGGAAUCAGGAAGAUCGGAGUUCAAAUAUGACCUCAGACAUUUGAAACUCCAAAAAGGAAAAAAAAUGCAUAAGAUCACAAAAAAAGCCAAUUGGUCAAAAUAUAGUUAACAAAAAUAAUUUCUAUGAAUGCAUAGUUAAGAACUCUUGCUUAAAUAAAUGUUUGAUUUAGAGUCUUACUUACUAGUAAAAAGUUGAAACUUAGUAAUUUAAAUGAAGUUUGAUGAAUAUAACAUUUCAUUUAUGUCCUCCUUCCCUAUAACUAAUAAUAUUUGAAAUGAAACUAGUUACCCAUGAAGCAUUGAAAGCUUUGCAUAGUGGGAUUAUGAUUGCCUUAAGAAAUGACUGGCAGCAAGCAGUCUGAUUUUAGUAGUCUGUGAUAAAGUUACUAUCUCAUGAUUUCUCACUCUAAUUUGAUACUAGCAUGGAACUAAGAUUCUAGACCUGUCUUAUUUUAGUGUAGUGACUUCUAAAGAGCUUUACUGUACAAGUAAAUUAUAGAUGUUGCCAUCCUGAAAGAUUGUGCUUUCUUUUAGGAAAACUUUGGUGUAGUCUUUAGGUACAGUAGUGAAAAGAACUUGCUUUUUUUUUUAAUUUUUAUUUAAUAAUUACUUUAUAUUGACAGAAUCCAUGCCAGGGUAAUUUUUUUUACAACAUUAUCCCUUGCACUCGUUUCUGUUCUGAUUUUUUUCCCCUCCCUCCCUCCACCCCCUCCCCUAGAUGGCAAGCAGUCAAAAGAACUUGCUAUAAUCAAUUAGUAUGGAAACUUCUUUUCUCAGAUUAUCCCAACCCUCCUCCCUCACCUACCUGUUGGGCCUCCCUGAAUUCUUCUUGGAAUAUCUUCAUGAACCCCCUCAGUUUUUAUACUUCAUUUAUCUCCUGUAUUUGUAUCACCCUCUUCUGAAUCUUUUCAAAAGAUUAUAAAAAGUCCAGCUCUGUCCUAAAUUCAGGAGAAAAAUCUUCAAAGCAUUCCUAUUCUAUGUCUGGGCUCUUAUAACUAUAAGAAUAAAACAAUGCCUUGAUCAAAGCAAGAACUCAAGAGUGGUGGCUUAAUUUGUGCUGUGAACUGUCAAAAGUCCCAUCAUUGGAUUAUAGAGAUAGAUCUGAAAGGGUCAAAGGAAAUCCAGAAUGUAGAUGAAACCUGAACUCAAAUGGCUGAAGGAACUUAACCAAAGGUCACAGAAGCAGUAAAAGACUAGGCUGGGAUUUAAACCCAAGUCUGUUGUGCAGUUAAUUGUUCCUUCCACUGAACCCUCUUCUCAUCACUACCCAAAGAUCUUAACUUCUACCAUUGUGGAAAAAAAGUCACUAAGUCUUGCUGAUGAUACUAUGGAAAAUGUUCUUUUGUCAAAUUCUCAUGCUUUGUAAAAUUAAAAAUGUAUUGUGCUAAUGAAAUUUUUAUCUUUACUAUAAUAAUUGGGGGAAAAAUAUGGCCUUCAUUCAGCUUCCCUUUCAAGUUACCAUUUUAAAUACUACAAAAGGAACAGCCUUUAAAAAAAACAACAACUUGGUGUAAUCUUUUUAUAAUAGGCAAUUAUUCUGCAGUACAUUUUCAGACAGAGUGGCAACCUGUUUCUAUAGCUCAGCAAGUUCCUGAAAACCUGUUUCUAAGGAAGUGAGAAAAAAAAAAGUUGGGGAAAUUGGAUUAAGCUAGAUGAGUCCUUUUUUUUUUUUUUUCUGGAUUAUGUUUCAGUUAAUAUCUAACUUUCUUAAAACUUCAAGUAUUUACAUUAUUAAAAACAUGUAUGAUUAAUAAGAGACUAGUAGAUAUUUACUAUUGGUAGUAAGAGGACUGACAUCACUGAAGAAGAGCCAUGUGUGACUUUUGUCAUUCAAGAUGCAGCGCUAAAGCCCCUUUCUGGACUUGAAAAACACUCCCCUUUCCUCUUCUGACUGAAUCUAUCUUGUACUUAAAAUGAUACUAUUUGACUUGAAAAAAGUUAUAGCUUUCUUGCAAGAUAACUCAAGCUGUGUCAAGUACCAGAUCUGGUUGCUCCCUUCAAAGAAUUUAUAGUCUCAGGAAGACCAGAGGACUUUGAAUGGAGGAGGGACCAUUGGAUCAGAAAUAUAGAGUCUUUCUGUUGAGUGCCAGUUCCAGGUCCCUCUGCCAUGUAUCAUUUUAUUAUUCUGUCCAUGAAACAACUAUAGAUAUAUUUAUAGAGCAGUUUAAAUGGAAACAAACACAACCUGAACUUUAUAUUGUAUAUGUGUUGACAGUGCCCUGAGUAAAGGCCUGAAAGUUAGCUCUAGUCAUUUGGAGAAUGCCUUCUGGAAUAAUGAGAGGAUUUGAAGAAAGGUAGGAUUGGGUGUAAACUGGCAGAGAUUGAGGGAACAUUUGAUAUUAAGAGCGAGGUCUUUUCACAGGCUAGAAAAUGUGUUUUUAUAAUGUACAUGAUUAGAGCAAACAAAUGAGCUUGAUGAGUGGAAGGCAUAUUGUACCUGAUUACUGAAAAGUGAAGUUCAAGACAUAAUUUAGUUAGCAUAAGGUGUAGGAACUCCAACUAAGGAAUCUGUAGAUUGGUCUCAUGUGGAGGGAAAAAGAUGUUGGAUGGGUGGCAAUCAUGGAAGUAAAAUGAAAAAAUUUGAAGGAUUGUGACAGAACAAUAUAGGGGGGAGAUUUGGUAAUAGAUUCAACAGAGAAAGUGGAGGGGAAAGAAGAGCUGAAGUUGACUUGUGAACUCAGGAUGUGGAUAAAUCUCUCAAUGAGGGAAAUUAUUCAAGAUGCCUUGGUUGAUGGGAAGAGUGGUUUGUUGUGGUUAGAGAGUUGGAGUCAGGAGGAUCUGAGUUCCAGUUCUGCCUCUACCACAUGUUGGCUGGGUACUCUGGUCAAGGUGUUUAAUGGAACCCCCAGGCAAUUCUCUAAAAUUAGGAAAGUUUCUGAUUUUAAGGAAAUUCCUCACUUGGAGCUUUCUACACUGAAAGAGAAGGCAGUGCUGGAUUAAAAAAACAUCUCCAACCAUUGAUGGGAUAUGCCAGACAAAGUCUUGAAAAGUGCUGUAUAUAGAUCAUCUUUGACCAUGGCAGUGAUGAAGCGUAAACGAGUUGUGCUUACAAUCCAGGAAAAGCUGGAAAUCAUUGAAAAACUGGAAAAAGGUGGUAACACAAGGCAACUUUCCAUCAUGUAUGGAAUUGGUGAACAAACUGUUCGUGACUUAAAAAAACGAAAAGCACAAUUGCUUUCUUAUGCAAGUAGCUCGGGAUCUGCAACACUUCUGGCUAGACGUAAGUCCAUGAAGCAGUCUACUUACAAGGAGCUGGAUAGGGCGAUGUUGGAAUGGUUUAAUCAGCAGAGAGCUGAAGGGACUCCAGUGUCUGGGAUAAUUUGUGCAAAACAAGCAAAGGCUUUUUUUAAUGCAUUAGGAAUGGAAGGGGACUUUAAUGCCUCUACUGGUUGGCUUACUAGGUUUAAACAGAGACAUGGGAUUAGAGAGCUAAAUUACCAAGGUGAGAAAUCAAAUGGUGAUCAGUCAGCUGCUGCUGAUUUUCGUGAAGAUUUUGAAGAAUUUACAGAAAGUGAAAGAUUGCAGCCAGAGCAGAUAUACAAUGCUGAUGAAACUGGGCUUUACUGGAAAUCAUUACCAGCAAGGACAUUGGCUUUUGAGAAUGAACAUCCUAUUCCAAGCCAUAAACUCAGUAGAGAGAGACUAACUGUGUUGUGUUGUGUAAAUGCAACUGGUUCUCACAAACUGAAACUGUGUGUUGUUGGGAAAGCGGAGCAUUUGCAUUUGCUUCGAGAAGCCAAUCUAUUAAAUAUGCCAGUUGAUUGUUUUAACCACAAAGAAGCCUGGAUGGACUGCACAAUUUUCAAAGAAUGGUUUGAUAAGAAAUUUGUCCCCCAGGUCCGGGAGCACUUACGCUCUAAAGGCCUUCCCGAAAGAGCUGUCCUGCUUUUAGAUUAUGCACCCUCUAAACCUAGUGAAGGUCUUCUAAAGUCUGAGGAUGGCAACAUUUUUGUGAAAUAUUUGCCACCAAAUGUGGCUGCUCUCAUUCAGCCUAUGGACCAGGGAGUGAUAGCAUGUAUGAAACGACACUACAGGACGGGAUUAUUAAGAAAGCAUGUGCAAGAGGGGCAUGAUAUAAAAUCCUUUGGGAAUAACCUUACAGCUCAGGAUGCUAUCACUCAAGCAAUUAGAGCAUGGAACUUAGUGAAGCCAGUUACAAUUAUACGAUCAUGGCGCAAAAUCAUUUCUGACCCAGAUGAAGAAGGAAUUGCACCGGCCAGCUUAUUAGAAGAUGGGCAGCAGCAGUCCCAAAGUCACAAAAAGAGCCGUACUGCCCAUGUGGAACAGGGGCAAGGGAUCAAUUACCAUGAAGUAGGCAACCAAUUAUUGGCUGGCAAUGGGAUGAUAACUAGAGCUGAAGAAAUCAAAGUUGAACUGAAUGAAAGUGAAGGAGAGGAGCAAGAACUAAUUCCAGAGGGCCAUAUUAGUCACAGUGCUGCGUUAAACUACGUGGAGAUCCUCCUCGAUUAUUUGGAGCAGCAAGAGGAUUCGCUGAUGACUGACAAAUUAGUUCUUCACCGACUACGCACAACAAUAAGGAAAAAGGAAAAUGAGUCAGUGGGACAAGUAACAGUUACUGAUUUUUUGACCAAUAAAUAAGUCUAGGCCUCAAUUUUCUCAUCUGUAAAAUGAGGGGUUUGGACUAAAUGAUCUCAAAGGUCCCUUUCUGCUUAGUUCUAUGACUUUUAGGAUCUGUUGUAGUCCUGUUCGAUUUAUUGACCUUAUAAAUUAAGAAAUUGACUUAUAACCUGUUCUGUUAUGUUCUGUGUUUGUUUAUUGAAGGUAAAUAUGUGUGUAUUUGUAGUUCAAAAUACUAAUAUUUUGUGAAGGAUGGCCUACUUUUCAAUAGACUAAUAUUAUUUUAAAAUGGAUAUCCUUUCAUUAUUUGUUUUUGCUUUAUCUGAGCUCUCUGCCAUCCCUUUUGACUCCAUUAUACAUUUCUCAGGAUAAUUAAGAAUUAAUUUUGUUUUCUUACAUUCAAGUUCUAUGGCUGGUUCACUCCAGUACACUCUUGAGUCCUGGAAAUGGUGGGUGGCAAGAUGAGCUGGCAAGAUGAACUAUCAAGAUGAGCUAUUGGAGACAUAGACUCAGCUCUUAAAAUCCCUUUGUUUCUAUCACCUUAUAAUAAAGAUGAUGGUUAUUUACAUUGAUUGUGAGUUGUUCCUCAUAUGCCAGAGUUGUUCUUUGCUAGUGUGCAGACCUCACUGUACUUAAUAAUAAAUAUCCUAGCAUGGUUAACAUAGUAGCAUGUAACAUUAAUGCAUAUGACAAAUGACUAGUAAUAGCCAUAACUCGCAGGUUUGAUAAUUUACACUUGGGCAGUGAUAAAGAAAACUUAGUUUUCUUUUAUUGUCAGGGUACUACUAGGUAGAAGAAUGAAACAAAUUGUACCAUACUUGGGUGGGCAUAAUCCAUUACCAGUGGGUGAGCACUGUUAUCAUUUUGGUCCAUUUUAUAAUUCCAGGAGCAAUGGAGGUAACAGAUUGUAACAGGGAAAGCCUGGUCUCCAUUUUGAGGACUUGAUUACAUAAAAGAAUCUUUAUUUUGUUUAUUUCCUUCUGUUGCCUACUACAGCAAAUAGUUAACGAACUUUGUCUUAUAUAUUAGGAUUUUAUGAAUCGAUGGAUAUGGGUUUAUUUUUUUCUUGGUUAUGUUAGAAAGGACUAGGAGAGGUUCAUACCCUAUAAUGGGAACAAGGGAACGAAUAAUAAUCACACUGAUAACUCACCAGAAUUCCAGUGCUCUAAAGUAUCUGUGGCCGAAUAUGUUUAUAUCUAGUAACUCAGAAACAACUCCUUAUGAGCCACACAUCAGCAAUAUGGGAUAUGGAGGGUUAGGGGAAGAACAGUGUUAAAGAGGUGAAAAAACUCUCUUUUAAUCUUCCCAUUAUUCAAAUCACACACUCACUGGUGGAGAUAAGAGUUAGGUAUGUUUGAAGAGCUAAAAACAGCUCAGAAAGAUACAGCUUCUGUUGGUUUCAUAUGAGUAUCCCAUAAGCACUUCAGUUAAAGUGCUUAAACUUCUAAUAAGCACUUGAACUUUUAUUCAUUGCUUUUUUGGCAUUUGGUACAUUAGUAAUUGAGUCUGAGCAAUUAAUACCUUAGUGGCCAAGUUUUGUAUCAUUUUUCCAGUUUAUUGUGUUAGACUGAACAUUCUGAUUCUAUGAUUUGAGUGGUAUAAAAUUAUAAUUAAAUGGUGUAUGACUACUCAAUCCUGGGACUUAUGUGAAAAUGAGAUUCCUUUUAUGACUUUAUCCCAGUGAACAAAUGUACAAAUAAAAAAGUAACUGAGGACCUUUUCAGAUGCA
This is a messenger RNA of Antechinus flavipes (yellow-footed antechinus), 9814 nucleotides long. Its product is annotated as jerky protein homolog-like. NCBI's taxonomy places the organism in Eukaryota, Metazoa, Chordata, Mammalia, Dasyuromorphia, Dasyuridae. Gene Ontology annotation, molecular function: DNA binding. Bases 6475 to 8106 code for a protein of 543 amino acids. Gene Ontology annotation, cellular component: nucleus. The transcript has 2 exons. The record is from RefSeq and is a predicted model, not a curated record.